GUAUGGAGAUUAGUUGGGUAUAGGUCUAUACUAACUUUGGCUAAACCUAGCGGACAUACGAGCCAUAUAUAUUACAUAAUCAUAGCACACUAACAGUAUACUAUGAUAUAUUACCCCCAACUAAUCACGUACAAAGUUACAUACAUGGUAACUCGUAAACGGACAUGAGGUAUGUAAAACAGAACUUCCGUAUUAUAACAACUACCGUUGCCCCACCAGGCGAAGUAUGAGUCUUUUCAUCCAUUCAAAACAGAGGCAAUAUUGCGAGUUACCGAGAAAUCAGUUGAAAGCAGCACUCAGGAGUGGCGAUUAAGGAAGCGCAUCCAACGCAUAUGGAGAGUGCGCCCUUUUGUCUUUCAGUAUAUCUUCUAUGUCUUUAUAGAUAUAGAGUGAGUUAUAAUAGGAAUCUCGAUCAAUUUGGUUAAACUUGAAUGUUUACGUUUUGCAGCGUCUGUGCGCAAAAGAGGUAUGAAAAGAAACACAAAAGUUUUUGCUUUUGUAGCUGUCUUGGUAAUUGGGUGUUUCAUUUAUAAAUUGGCAGUCUCAUUUAUGUUUUCAAAACAAAUUGAGUCUUGCGCGAAGCAAAAAGCUGUUCACAAAAUAAGGACGGUCGUAUCAGUACAGCGACCAACAGAAACAGAAAUAAAGAGGGCAAAACAUGCUCGAGAAAUUAAAGAAGAAUUGAAAAGUUUGUGGCAGGCCACUGAAUUUGAGUUUAAGAGAGUUUUAAGUUCGAACGAUCGCAAAAGAUCUAUUGACCAAGCUGAGAAAGAUCUGCUGCAAAGGAUUUGGGCUUUAGAAAUUAAAUUAGAAACCGUUCAAUCGUUGGAUCUAACGUGGCAAGCUGAUGUAGCAAAUAAAACAAGCAAUUUGGUGUCGGAUCUAAUUGAAAGUCAUCAGAACCCAAACAACUGCAACGAACGUGGACAGUUAUUUGGACACCCGGAACUCUGUGGUUACGGAUGCAUGGUACAUAACAUCUUGCAACAAUUCUACAUGGCGCUGUCUAAUAACAAGACCCUUUUCACUUAUUCUACCGGUUCAAUUUACUUGGGAACCCGAACAACUUUAAAGAAGCUUUUACAACCAUACAGCAAAAACUGCUCGCCUCGAACUGGGGACUGGAAAGAGGUAAAAACAUUCAGCGAUUUAAAGGUGAACGAGCUAUCCUAUAUAUUCAGUGAGCAUUGCACCAUGCCUGCACUCCGUCGUUAUUCAGUGUUUACCGACGAGUUAUGGAAUUCAGUUGAACUUUUUCAUGGAAACCCUAAAGCAUGGCUGGCCGGGAAACUGGUCCGCUACAUUACUAGACCAACACAAGAAUUUUUUGAUGCAAUGAAUAAAUCGGCCGCAAAAAUUGAUUUUACAAGACCAAUUGUUGGGUUACACAUAAGAAGAUCUGACAAACUAAGUUUGGUCGGGGAAUACGCGAGAUCUCAUUUAUUCAGUGAUUACAUGAAACACGUCGAGGAAUGGUAUGGUAAACAUGAGAUGCGAAAAGCUAUGGAAGGUUCCAGAAACAAAGUAGAACGAAGAGUUUACUUGGCGACCGAUGAUCCAGGAAUCUGGAACGAGACACUCAAUUACCAAGGAUACGUGUUCAUUGGACAAAGUCAAUUUACGAAACGCGCGAGUGACAAAGCAACACGAGAUACACCAUAUGGGUUGGUUCAGAUUGCAAACGAAAUUAACAUUCUAUCGAUGUGCGACUUUAUCGUUUGUACUUUAUCGUCAGAGGUAGGAACCCUUGCAUACGAGUAUAUGCAAACCUUACACCUGAAUGCUGCAGAUAGAGUGAUUUCAUUGGAUGCGGAAUACGGCGUGUCUGGUGCACCAGUUGAUGUACAACGAGUUUUAUACAGCCAUAAUGUGGAAGGGGAACUUUCUUUACGGCCUGGCAUGUUAGUAGCUGGGUACCAACAGUGGAACGGUUAUUUUAAUGGUAAUGUCCAUGAUAAAGUUAGGCGUGAUGCUGGUAAUUGGAAAUUAUACCCAAGUUACAAAGUACAAGCAAUACCUCCGCCUUUUGCACUUAAAAAUGGUAAACUGAAUUUGGUGUUUUGAACAAUUAACAACGCUCUUUUAGUCGUGUGGUAGCCUACGAUUAUAUACUUCUGUAAAUACUCUUUGUUUACAACCGAAUAGGACGAAAAAAAAACAACAGUUGAAUAUGUAAUGGUUUUGUUUUAUUCUAUAUGCUGGCUGGUACCCUAAGGAGAGUUCCACUCGUAGGAAUUGGAUCCGAGCUGGUCCAUUACGCAUAUGCUUGUUACUAUGUAUACUUAUCAGAGAAGAACAUGCCUAUUUAUUAAAGUCUGGCUCUCUUGUUCCUAUUUGCGAUACUUCUCGAAAAUACCCGGAUGUAAAUUCACCUGUAGUUAGCGAAGUUUUGUAGUUUUGUUCUUCAUUAUAAAACGAGAUGUCUCUUACAAGUCUACUCCAAUAAUCAUACAAAGCAUGCGUAUCCGUUUUGACGGCAGAAUUACACAGAAUAAAGAGAAGUUUACCGAAAUAUUCAGUUUUGUAAUCGAUGCCGUGUAAUCAACCAUCGGUAUAAGAAAAAACACGGGAAUGUAGCAAAUGAGUCAAAAAAAAUACCAGAUAAAAGGUCAGUAACCCCAUCGGUAA
Messenger RNA from Ciona intestinalis (vase tunicate), 2628 nucleotides. Lineage: Eukaryota; Metazoa; Chordata; Ascidiacea; Phlebobranchia; Cionidae. The record is from RefSeq and is a predicted model, not a curated record.